This is a messenger RNA of Ostreobium quekettii, 1011 nucleotides long. The record is from the annotation of a GenBank genome assembly. NCBI's taxonomy places the organism in Eukaryota, Viridiplantae, Chlorophyta, Ulvophyceae, Bryopsidales, Ostreobiaceae.
AUGUCGACUGGCGAGGACAGGGCCGGCGCCAGCCCCAGCGGGGAGGGCGGCAAGGAGAAGCUGCGCAGGCGCGCACAGCGCCAGCCCACACCCGCCAUCUCGGAGAUCGAACCCGCGGAGAGCGACGACGACCAGUCGCGCCGGCGCCCCAGGCCGCCCGCGGCGCGGCGGCUGGACCGCGUGCUGCAGGAAACCGAGUCGAAGGAGCUGGCGGAGGGCGGGCGAUGGUCGAUCUGCUCUGCGGAGGCGGCCACGCUGGUGUGCAGCAUUGUGAUCUGCGUGGUGGCGGCCAAGUACUUGGAGAACCUACCGCAGGACGCGGACAGGAAAGUGUUUACAAAGGAGGAGCUGGCACGUUACGAUGGGUCCAGUGGUGGGCCCAUUUACCUCGCCUUUGUUGGCCAAGUGUUUGAUGUCUCCAAGGGCAAACAAUACUAUGGGAAAGGAGGCGGUUACGACUUCUUUGCUGGAAGGGACGCAACGAGGGCCUUUGUCAGCGGUGAUUUUGAGAAGGACCUCACGGACGACUUGACCGGAUUUACUCCCGAAGAAUUCAGGAGCCUGAUGGAAUGGAGGUCGUUUUAUCACAAAGACUACAAGUACAUGGGCAAGGUAGAGGGCCGCUUUUACAACCCACUAGGUGAGCCCCUUGAAGACCUACAAAAGUUCGAAGAUGGAGCUGCAGAAGGGAAUCGGAUCGCUGAACUGAGGAAAGCAGAGAGGGCCAAGUACCCGAACUGCAACUCGAAGUGGUCUCAAGCCAAAGGAGGGGAGGUCUGGUGCAAAGAAGGUUACUAUCCUCGGCGCGUCAUGGAGCCGUCGUCAGGGGCGAGACUGAAGAUGCGGUGUGCGUGCUUCAAGGACCAGCAGCACUCAGAUUUGAGACAAUUGUACGAUGGGUGCAGCCCGGAUGAGAGCAGGUGCAGGACUGCACCAGCUCAAAAGGGCGGCAAGGCGGGCAAGGCUGGCAACGCUGGGUCGGAUAAUAAGGCGAAAGUAGGAGCAGCUUGA